Molecule: messenger RNA, 1803 nt
Organism: Verruconis gallopava
Lineage: Eukaryota; Fungi; Ascomycota; Dothideomycetes; Venturiales; Sympoventuriaceae
Exons: 3
Coding region: 411-1445 (344 amino acids)
Biological process (GO): mannosyl-inositol phosphorylceramide biosynthetic process
Molecular function (GO): mannosyltransferase activity
Source: RefSeq, a predicted model, not a curated record
AGCGCCCGUUAUCGAGCGCUCAGCACGCCGUCGUGCAGCUUGCACACUCCAAGCCCGAGCCGUCGUCGUUCCUUCACGCCCCCAGCAUAGCAUCCGGUGCGUCCUUUGCUUGCUCUGCAUCGCCGUGACCGAGCGUACGCCACGCCCUCGCUGCUACUGCUAGCUAUCUACCCCGGAUUUUCCUGCCGGCCGCUCACCGACAUCCCAUGGACCCCGUGUGCUAGCCAACGCUUGUAGCCGACAGACGAACCAACAGCAUUCCAGGCGCCCUCCACGACGGGAGCUGUGUAGCGCGGCACCACACGGCAGCAUUACGACGACAGACCUGUCCGCAUAUACACUCUACGCUUGCCUCCCCUCCGCUCGCAUCCUUAGCCCAGCAUCCGCAUCCCCCAUCUUUCGCGCCAACCAUGCCUCGCCGCAGCGUUUGGCUCUUCGUCAUCGUCAACCUCCUCUUCGUAGCCUUCCUCGUCAACUCCGUGUGGACGCUGCUCUCGCUCCUCGUCGUCGACGGCGCCGAGGACAGGAUCUCUCGCGCCGAACUGCCGGGGCCCAACAGCGACGUCAAGGCGCGGCAGCGGGUCAUCCCCAAGAUCAUACACCAGACAUACAUAAACGAGAGCAUACCUGCCCACUGGAAGGUGGCCCAGCAGUCAUGCCUGGACUUGCACGAGGACUACGAGUACAAGCUGUGGACAGACAAGGCCAGCCGAGAAUUCAUUGCUGCCGAGUUCCCCUGGUUCCUGGAGACGUUCGAUGGCUACGCAUUCCCCAUCCAACGGGCGGAUGCGAUCCGGUACUUUGUGCUGGCUCACUACGGAGGCGUGUAUAUUGAUUUGGACGACGGCUGCCAACGCCGCCUCGAUCCCCUCCUCACCUACAGCGCUUGGGUCCGUCGCACGAUUCCCACGGGCAUAUCAAACGACGUGAUGGGCAGCGUUCCCCACCAUCCGUUCUUCCUCAAGGUCAUUGACGCCCUCCCUCGCUACGACCGCUCUUGGCUGCUCCCUUACAUCACCGUCAUGGGCUCGACCGGCCCGCUCUUCCUCAGCAUCAUCUGGCGCCACUACAACAACGAGGGCCACGACAGCGACGACGAAAGAAUCCGCCUGCUGUUUCCGGACGAGUACAACAAGAACUCGUGGAGCUUCUUCAGCCAUCACCUCGGCAACAGCUGGCACCGAGCGGAUGUGAAAUUGAUUCUCUGGAUGGCCCAGCACUGGGUCUUCCUCACCGUCUUGGGCUUCAUACUCGCCGGCGUCUUCUUCUUCGGCGUCUGGUGGCUGUACGGCAGAUUCAUCUCCAGCCCGGCCUCGCGCGUCCGCACCAGGCGCAUCUGGUUCUGGCGCCGAAGAGGCGGCAGCGGCACCGUCAAGAUCGGCGACCACGACGUGCCCCUGCUCGAGCGCCGCAACAGCGACCUGGAGGAUCGCAGGGUCGAGUGAGAGCCCGCGCAGGCCCCGAUCACGCACUUACACGCACACACACACACAGAGAGAGACUCGUACCCGGGAGGGGGCGUCCUCCGCGCCAGCGUGCGCCGCGACCUUUUCUCGCCGCCCCGUUUUCAGGCGCUGGCGCUUUCGCACCACUCAGGUUGCACGGCGACGGAGUUUCUUCUUCUCUCUUACUCUUUCUUCUUUCUUUUCUUUUUUUUCCCACCCUUCCCCUCCCCGCGGAUCUCGAAACCUGUCGCAAAAUCACGUCUCUCUGCUGCAUGGGCAAAGCCUGGUUCAUCGGCGGUGGGCAGGACCACCAAGCUUCGUGCGGAAAAAAAAAAAAAAAAAAGAAAAAGCACAAAAA